This is a messenger RNA of Fusarium odoratissimum NRRL 54006, 2740 nucleotides long. RefSeq lists its product as uncharacterized. Bases 122 to 1042 code for a protein of 306 amino acids. NCBI's taxonomy places the organism in Eukaryota, Fungi, Ascomycota, Sordariomycetes, Hypocreales, Nectriaceae. The transcript is spliced from 2 exons. The record is from RefSeq and is a predicted model, not a curated record.
AGCUCCCCACCUUCGACUCUUUAUCAACAUGAACUUAUCCCACACAACCUCGGCUCAGAUAAAGAUAAACCACCUCAACUUAAUACCCAAGCACUACUUAACUCCUUGAAAUAGAAACACCAUGACUACUGAUACCCCAGGUCUCUCACCAGAUCAGCUGGACACCUUCAACCGCGAUGGCUACCUUAUUCUCCCUGGCGCCCUCUCCAGCGCAACUGUCAAAUCUCUACUCGACGAAACUCACAAUCUUCUCGAAAAUUUCUCGCUAGAUGAUCACCCUCUCACACGUUUCUCAACCGGCGAGAAACGUGACCAUGUUGGUGACGACUACUUUCUGACUUCAGGCGAUAAGGUCCGGUUCUUCUUCGAGGAAGACGCCUUUGACGACGAUGGAAAACUCACCAAGCCCAAAGCUCGUGCUGUUAACAAGAUUGGCCAUUACUUGCACGCUCUAUCGCCUCCAUUUGCUCGUCUUCUGGACCACGAUACAAGCAAGGUCAGCCCACCUGCUGUGGCACGUAGCCUUGGCUUCAAAGACCCUCGGUGCCUGCAGAGCAUGGUUAUCUGCAAGCAACCAGAAAUAGGAGGCGCCGUGCCUCCCCACCAAGAUAGCACUUUCUUGUACACCGACCCUCCAUCGGCGGUCGGUUUCUGGUACGCACUUGAAGAUGCCACGCUUGAAAAUGGAUGUCUAAGUUUCCUGCCUGGUUCACAUCUCUGGGCACCAGUUGAGAAAAGACUCGUUCGCAAGGCAGGCAAUGUGGGUACAGAGAUGGUAGACAAUGAUGGGCCAAAAUUCCCUGCAGCAGUAGGCUACGGACAAGCAGCGCCAGACGGACAACAUGAGUAUGUCCCUGGAGAAGUCAAGGCUGGUGAUCUAGUCCUUAUUCACGGCAACCUGUUGCAUAAGAGCGAGAAGAACACCAGUCAAAAGGGACGAAUUAUUUACACGUUCCAUAUCAUUGAAGGACAAGACAGGGACUAUGAUGAUAAGAAUUGGCUUCAACCACCAAACGAAGGGUUCACCAAGUUGUAUGCUUAAAGGAAUACGAUGAUCUCUAAAUAACAUAUACCAUUGCAACGCUCAUUAGAGCCUCUUUUUACGUCCACAGAUAAAUAUGCCAAGACAUACAUUAAAACAUGAUGCGUAGUUAUGUCGAUAAAAUUAGUUUGCGAACAUGGUUUUACAGUCUAUCCGGCUCCACCUUCGUCCUAAUCCUGUGUCAUCAAAGACGGGUAUCAUAAUCCUCACUCAGAGUCCGAAUCAUCCUCACUCGAACUGUCGCCAGAGCUUGACUCAUCCGAGGAAGACGAGGAAUCGCUCGAAUCUUCCUCACCGGGCUGUCGAUAAGGUCGUGCCGGGGCCUCAUUCUCAGAUUCGUCCUCGGACGAUGACGAGCUCCCGCUGCUGCUGGUGUCGGAGUCACUAUCGGAAUCAGAGUCCGAGUCCGACUCGGAACUGCUGGAAUCGCUGUCUUCGACAUUCACACGGAGCUUUCGUCGACGUUUUCCGGGAACGCCGUCGGCGAUCUUCACAGUCUUCUCUGCAUCUGUGGUUGAUGUGACGUUAUUAUCGCUUGCAGUGAUGGUCUGUGAUGAUGCGAUGCUGGCCUCAGUGUCUUCGCCAUCGGAAAGUUCAUCAAUGACAAGCUCAGCUCUCAUGCGCUUCACAAGUCGGCGAAUGAUGACAUCCUCCUCUUCUGAGUCCGAGAGGUAAUCGACCUCAGUGAAGCCCUUUCUCUUAGUUCCCACUGGGUGAUUUUCAAGGAUUCUAGCAAGGACCUCCUCAUAUCGUUGUUGAGUAGCCUCAAGGUCUUUGGUUCCCUCAGGGAACACCUUUGCUCCAUCCGAUUGGUCCUGGUCCCUAACCUCGCGAGCAUUCUCCAGCAGUCGCAUCCUCACAAAGCCCUUCAAGUCUUGGAUGUAGUCGUAGAGGGUUUCAAUGUCAGAGGCGGGGAUUCCAUCGGCAUCGAAAACGUGCUUGAUUAGGUUUGAUUGGUGGUUUUUGUUGAACUUCCAGCUAUCACGAGCUGUCUUCCAGAGCCUCAAGUAUUCAAGCGCAGGCUUGAGAUCAGUAGGAACCUGGGGUUUGGGUUUCUUUGCGGGGCCUUUGCUCUUGGCCUUGCUCUGUUUAACGGGCCUUGAUGGUGUCCUGACAAAGUGGUUGUUGGGUGGUGUAUCGGCAAAGGUGACUGACUUCUGCCUCUUUAACUGUCCUGUUGCAUUCCAACUUGUUGUGGCUUCAUCCUGACGUGGUCGCUUAGCAACCUGAGAGGAAUUGGAAGGCAGCGGGGCGUCGAAUUUUCUCUUUGUACUUGACUGGGUGCUUGUGCUUGUACUGCUGGUUGGGUGCCCAAGGCUGGGCUCAGAUGCAUCAGAAGGUUGCUUGAGCUUCAAGCCCAAUUUCUUCCAGGCGGGAGUUUGACCAGACAUUGUGAGAUGAUAUUUGUACAGUUGGUUUGAAGGGGAGGACCGAGAAACAGUAACAAGAACAGGAACGGACUUCGACUCUCAAAAGUUGAGAUUCUGAGAUUUGUGUUUUCUUCAACUUCCUCAGAUUUGCUGUAGUUGCCAGGGUCCACGAAUUUUCUUCUAGCUGCUGUGUGAGCGGUGGAUUCUCUGUUGACUUCCAAAGGGCCAAUAACAACAGCACAAAGUCUAAAGGGGGGCUCUGAGUUGUCAGUUCUGCAGGUUCCUUUUAGCGUAGUGCAAGUGCAAGGCCGAUAUGCAAUGUCGUGUU